AAUUGCUCUUGGAUCCUUCUGUUUACAAUGGCCCAGAGAGCCGGACUCGAAGACCCCGAGAGGUACCUGUUUGUGGACAGGGCUGUCAUCUACAACCCCGCCACUCAGGCGGACUGGACGGCCAAAAAGCUCGUGUGGAUCCCGUCGGAACGCCACGGCUUCGAGGCAGCCAGCAUCAAGGAAGAGCGGGGCGAUGAGGUCAUGGUGGAGCUGGCCGAGAACGGCAAGAAAGCGAUGGUCAACAAAGACGACAUCCAGAAGAUGAACCCACCCAAGUUCUCCAAGGUGGAAGACAUGGCAGAGCUGACGUGCUUGAACGAAGCUUCGGUGCUGCACAACCUGAAGGACCGCUACUACUCGGGACUCAUCUACACUUAUUCUGGACUCUUCUGUGUAGUCAUAAAUCCUUACAAGAACCUUCCGAUCUACUCUGAGAAUAUCAUUGAGAUGUACAGAGGGAAGAAGCGCCACGAGAUGCCUCCGCACAUCUACGCUAUCUCCGAAUCUGCGUAUAGAUGCAUGCUUCAGGAUCGUGAGGACCAGUCAAUUCUUUGCACGGGCGAAUCAGGUGCCGGGAAGACUGAAAAUACUAAGAAAGUCAUUCAGUACCUUGCCCAUGUCGCUUCCUCGCACAAAGGACGGAAGGACCAUAACAUUCCUCAGGAAUCGCCCAAACCGGUGAAGCAUCAGGGGGAACUCGAAAGGCAGCUCUUACAAGCGAAUCCAAUCCUGGAAUCCUUCGGAAACGCGAAGACCGUGAAGAAUGAUAACUCAUCCCGUUUUGGCAAGUUCAUCCGCAUCAACUUUGAUGUAACUGGCUACAUCGUUGGGGCCAACAUUGAAACAUACCUUCUGGAAAAAUCUCGUGCUGUUCGUCAAGCAAAAGAUGAGCGUACUUUCCAUAUCUUUUACCAGUUGUUAUCCGGGGCAGGAGAACAUCUGAAGUCCGAUUUGCUCCUCGAAGGAUUUAAUAAUUACAGAUUUCUCUCCAACGGCUACAUUCCCAUUCCGGGACAGCAAGACAAAGACAACUUCCAGGAGACCAUGGAAGCGAUGCACAUAAUGGGCUUCUCCCACGAGGAGAUUCUCUCCAUGCUUAAAGUAGUAUCUUCGGUGCUGCAGUUUGGAAAUAUUUCUUUCAAAAAGGAGCGAAAUACUGACCAAGCCUCCAUGCCAGAAAAUACAGUUGCACAGAAACUCUGCCACCUCCUUGGGAUGAACGUGAUGGAGUUCACCCGGGCCAUCCUCACGCCCCGGAUCAAGGUUGGCCGAGACUACGUGCAGAAAGCCCAGACCAAAGAACAAGCAGAUUUUGCGGUGGAGGCGCUGGCGAAGGCCACCUACGAGCGACUGUUCCGCUGGCUCGUGCACCGCAUCAACAAAGCCCUGGACCGGACCAAGCGGCAGGGCGCCUCGUUCAUCGGCAUCCUCGACAUCGCUGGGUUCGAGAUAUUCGAGCUGAACUCGUUCGAGCAGCUGUGCAUCAACUACACCAACGAGAAGCUGCAGCAGCUCUUCAACCACACCAUGUUCAUCCUGGAGCAGGAGGAGUACCAGCGCGAGGGCAUCGAGUGGAGCUUCAUCGACUUCGGCCUCGACCUGCAGCCCUGCAUCGACCUCAUCGAGAGACCCGCCAACCCCCCCGGCGUGCUGGCCCUUCUGGACGAAGAGUGCUGGUUCCCAAAGGCCACGGACAAGACCUUUGUUGAGAAACUAGUUCAAGAGCAAGGCUCCCACUCCAAGUUCCAGAAGCCCCGGCAGCUGAAGGACAAAGCGGACUUCUGCAUCAUCCACUACGCGGGGAAGGUGGACUACAAGGCGGACGAGUGGCUGAUGAAGAACAUGGACCCCCUGAACGACAACGUGGCCACGCUCCUGCACCAGUCCUCGGACAGAUUCGUGGCGGAGCUCUGGAAGGACGAGAUUCAGAAUAUUCAGAGAGCUUCUUUCUAUGACAGUGUUUCUGGUCUUCAUGAACCACCAGUGGACCGCAUCGUGGGCCUGGACCAAGUUACUGGCAUGACGGAGACGGCAUUCGGCUCUGCGUACAAAACCAAGAAGGGCAUGUUCCGCACGGUGGGGCAGCUCUACAAGGAGUCCCUCACCAAGCUGAUGGCCACGCUCCGAAACACCAACCCCAACUUCGUCCGCUGCAUCAUCCCGAAUCACGAGAAGCGGGCUGGAAAACUGGACCCGCAUCUGGUGUUGGACCAGCUGCGCUGCAACGGCGUCCUGGAGGGGAUCCGCAUCUGCCGCCAGGGCUUCCCCAACCGGAUCGUCUUCCAGGAGUUCAGACAGAGAUAUGAGAUCCUAACUCCAAACGCUAUUCCUAAGGGUUUCAUGGAUGGCAAACAGGCUUGUGAGCGAAUGAUCCGGGCCCUAGAACUGGACCCAAACCUGUACAGAAUCGGACAGAGCAAGAUAUUUUUCAGAGCUGGCGUGCUGGCGCACUUGGAGGAAGAAAGAGAUUUAAAAAUCACCGACAUCAUCAUCUUCUUCCAGGCCGUUUGCAGAGGUUACCUGGCCAGAAAGGCCUUUGCCAAGAAGCAGCAGCAGCUGAGCGCCCUCAAGGUCCUGCAGCGGAACUGCGCCGCCUACCUGAAGCUCCGGCACUGGCAGUGGUGGCGCGUCUUCACCAGGGUGAAGCCGCUCCUACAAGUGACCCGCCAAGAGGAGGAGCUUCAGGCCAAGGACGAAGAGCUGCUGAAGGUGAAGGAGAAGCAGACAAAGGUGGAGAGCGAGCUGGAGGAGAUGGAACGCAAGCAUCAGCAGCUCCUGGAGGAGAAGAACAUCCUGGCGGAGCAGCUGCAGGCGGAGACGGAGCUCUUCGCCGAGGCGGAGGAGAUGAGGGCCAGGCUGGCGGCGAAGAAGCAGGAGCUGGAGGAGAUCCUCCAUGACCUGGAGUCCAGGGUCGAAGAGGAGGAGGAGAGAAACCAGAUCCUCCAAAAUGAGAAGAAGAAGAUGCAAGCGCACAUUCAGGACCUGGAAGAGCAGCUGGACGAGGAGGAGGGCGCCCGCCAGAAACUGCAGCUGGAGAAGGUGACGGCGGAGGCCAAGAUCAAGAAGAUGGAGGAGGAGAUCCUGCUUCUCGAGGACCAAAACUCCAAGUUUAUCAAAGAAAAGAAACUCCUGGAGGACCGCGUCGCGGAGUGCUCUUCUCAGCUGGCUGAGGAGGAGGAGAAGGCCAAGAACUUGACCAAAAUCAGGAAUAAGCAAGAAGUGAUGAUCUCGGACUUAGAAGAACGCUUAAAGAAGGAAGAAAAGACCCGUCAGGAGCUGGAAAAGGCCAAGAGAAAACUCGACGGAGAGACGACCGACCUGCAGGACCAGAUCGCAGAGCUGCAGGCGCAGAUCGACGAGCUCAAGGUCCAGCUAGCCAAGAAGGAGGAAGAGCUGCAGGGCGCACUGGCCAGGGGUGACGACGAGACGCUGCACAAGAACAACGCGCUCAAGGCGGUGCGCGAGCUGCAGGCCCAGAUCGCCGAGCUGCAGGAGGACUUCGAGUCUGAGAAGGCCUCGCGCAACAAGGCGGAGAAGCAGAAGCGGGACCUGAGUGAGGAGCUGGAGGCCCUGAAGACGGAGCUGGAGGACACGCUGGACACCACGGCGGCCCAGCAGGAGCUCCGCACCAAACGGGAACAAGAGGUGGCGGAGCUGAAGAAGGCUCUGGAGGAAGAGACCAGGAACCACGAGGCUCAAAUCCAGGACAUGCGACAGAGACACGCCACGGCCCUGGAGGAGCUCUCGGAGCAGCUGGAGCAGGCUAAGAGGUUCAAGGCAAAUCUGGAGAAGAACAAGCAGGGUCUGGAGACAGACAAUAAGGAGCUGGCGUGCGAGGUCAAGGUGCUGCAGCAGGUCAAGGCCGAGUCUGAGCAUAAGAGGAAGAAGCUGGACGCGCAGGUGCAGGAGCUCCACGCCAAGGUCUCGGAAGGAGACAGGCUCCGGGCGGAGCUGGCCGAGAAAGCAAACAAGUUACAGAAUGAACUGGAUAAUGUCUCCACACUUCUGGAAGAAGCCGAAAAGAAGGGUAUUAAAUUUGCUAAGGAUGCAGCCAGUCUUGAGUCUCAACUACAGGACACACAGGAGCUCCUCCAGGAGGAGACGCGCCAGAAGCUCUACCUGAGCAGUCGCAUCCGGCAGCUGGAGGAGGAGAAGAACGGCCUCCAGGAGCAGCAGGAGGAGGAGGAGGAGGCCCGGAAGAACCUAGAGAAGCAAGUGCUGGCCCUGCAGGCUCAGCUGGCGGAUACCAAGAAGAAAGUAGACGAUGACGUGGGAACGAUUGAAAGUCUGGAAGAGGCCAGAAAGAAGCUCCUGAAGGACGUGGAGGCACUGGGCCAGCGCCUGGAGGAGAAGGCCUUGGCCUACGACAAGCUGGAGAAGACCAAGAACCGCCUGCAGCAGGAGCUGGACGACCUGGCGGUGGACCUGGACCAGCAGCGCCAGGUCGCCUCCAACUUGGAGAAGAAGCAGAAGAAGUUCGACCAGCUGCUGGCUGAGGAGAAGAACGUGUCGGCCCGCUACGCGGAGGAGCGGGACCGCGCCGAGGCAGAGGCCAGGGAGAAGGAGACCAAGGCGCUGUCCCUGGCGCGGGCCCUCGAGGAGGCGCUGGAGGCCAAGGAGGAGUUCGAGAGGCAGAACAAGCAGCUCCGGGCGGACAUGGAAGACCUGAUGAGCUCCAAGGACGACGUGGGGAAGAACGUGCACGAACUUGAAAAGUCCAAACGGGCACUGGAGCAGCAGGUGGAGGAGAUGAGGACCCAGCUGGAAGAGCUGGAGGACGAGCUCCAGGCCACGGAGGACGCCAAGCUCCGCCUGGAGGUCAACAUGCAGGCCAUGAAGGCCCAGUUUGAGCGGGACCUGCAGACCAGAGACGAGCAGAACGAGGAGAAGAAGCGGCUGCUGGUGAAACAGGUGCGGGAGCUGGAGGCGGAGCUGGAGGACGAGCGGAAGCAGCGGGCGCUGGCGGUCGCCUCCAAGAAGAAACUGGAAAUAGACCUGAAGGACCUGGAAGCGCAAAUGGAGGCCGCAAACAAAGCCAGGGACGAGGUGGUCAAGCAGCUCCGGAAGCUUCAGGCUCAGAUGAAGGAUUACCAACGGGAGCUAGAAGAAGCUCGUGCGGCCCGGGACGAGACUUUCGCCCAAUCCAAAGAGAGUGAAAAGAGACUGAAGAGCCUAGAAGCAGAGAUCCUUCAAUUGCAGGAGGAACUGGCCUCCUCGGAGCGCGCGCGCCGCCACGCCGAGCAGGAGCGAGACGAGCUGGCCGACGAGAUUGCCAACAGCGCCUCUGGCAAGUCGGCGCUGCUGGACGAGAAGCGGCGGCUGGAGGCGCGGAUUGCGCAGCUGGAGGAGGAGCUGGAGGAGGAGCAGAGCAACACGGAGCUGCUCAACGACCGCUUCCGCAAGACCACGCUGCAGGUGGACACGCUGAACGCAGAGCUGGCAGCCGAGCGCAGCGCCGCCCAGAAGAGUGACAACGCGCGCCAGCAGCUAGAGCGGCAGAACAAGGAGCUCAAGGCCAAGCUGCAGGAGCUGGAGGGCACCGUCAAGUCCAAGUUCAAGGCCACCAUCUCUGCCCUGGAAGCCAAGAUCGGGCAGCUGGAGGAGCAGCUGGAGCAGGAAGCCAAGGAACGGGCGGCCGCCAACAAGCUGGUCCGGCGCACGGAGAAGAAGCUGAAGGAGAUCUUCAUGCAGGUGGAGGACGAGCGCCGGCACGCGGAUCAGUACAAGGAACAGAUGGAGAAGGCCAACGCCAGGAUGAAGCAGCUGAAACGGCAGCUGGAGGAGGCGGAGGAGGAGGCGACGCGCGCCAACGCGUCCCGGCGCAAGCUCCAGCGGGAACUGGACGACGCCACGGAGGCCAACGAGGGCCUGAGCCGCGAGGUCAGCACGCUGAAGAACCGGCUGAGGCGGGGCGGCCCCAUCAGCUUCUCCUCCAGCCGCUCCGGCCGCCGCCAGCUGCACAUCGAAGGGGCCUCGCUGGAGCUGUCGGACGACGACACGGAGAGCAAGACCAGUGACGUCAACGAGGCGCAGCCGCCCCCGUGCGAGUAGGGCCCCGGGGGGGUCGGCCCUUGAGGAAGCCGGCGCCGCAGGGAUUCCUUCCUGGAAGAUCAACUGUGUCUUAAGGCUCCCCGGCCUCCACGUGCUGUAUCCUGCGCCCCUUUUUCUAUAUCCACGUGCCCAGAACGGCCACCUCUCCGACCAACGGCCCCUCGUCACCUCUGCUUCCCGUGUAGCCAUCGCGAGGCCGUGUUAUGAUCCACGGCAAGAAGAGAAGUCGUUUUCCAGACAAAGCCCCGGCCCCGGUGGCCCCCGCCCGGCCGCCCUGCACGCUCGCUGCCGGCAGGCAGGCAGCUCCGUCCGGCGUUCACGCGGCCCCGGCUGCUCCGCCACGUCCCGUCUCAGAACCUUGUGCACCGUGCGCGGCACUCACGUAUUUCCUCCGAAUGACGGUCGGCUCGAGCUCCGCGAGCAAACUGUGAAGGGGCCUCAGACGGACGAGGGGGGCGGGUCGCACCGGGGGAGGCGGCGUCCGUCUGGGGUCACCGUGACUUGAUGUCGCCACAGCUGUCCCUGUGAACGGUCCCGGCCAGGGCUGCUCUGUGCGUAGAGAGGACAGUGGCCCUGAGGCCGCGGGUGGCCCCCCGCCCCGCACCCCCAGGCUCGCAUGCCGACCUCUGCAGCUUCAGCCGCCGCUUUGAGCCCAAAAUGGAAACCGCAGUCCUGUGUCCCAGACGUCCUCCCAGUGUGUCGAGGAGGCUUCAGCGAGCCCCGGGGACCGACGCCAUCCGCCUGGAUGUUGAGCUGCCCGCGGACGUGAAUCCUUUUCCUGGCUCCUCCUCCCUCCCUCGGACAGUGUUACAGCGAACACUCAGCAUUGUUUCUGGUCGGUAGUUAAGCAAACGGACAUUACAGAAAGUGCCUUAGACACUGCAGCACUAAGACCACGUUAAAUCCAUUACUUGCCUCUGUAACAACUUAACGUACGAGUUUGUGCUUCAUAUCAUGUACCUCUAGUCGAAGCGGCAUAAACAUUCAGUGACAACAAAUCAGUGUUACUCCCACAUCCUUGAGCCUCUGCGACGUGCUAGAAAACACCAACCGUUUGGGUUAAAAGCUUUAACAUCUGUUAGGAAGUUUGUCGUGUGGGUUUGGAAGCCUCGGUCCCCCCUGACGGAUUGUGCGAGCUGUCGGCCACCAGACACCUGACUGCAAAGAAUCUUUUUUCUUGUAUUCCCAUAUUUCUAGACAAUGAUUUUUGUAAGACAAUAAAUUUAUUCAUUAUAGAUAUUUACGCCUGCUCUGUUUACUUGGAGGAAAAAGCACCCGUUGAGAAUAAAACAGACCUCAAUAAAUGAGAAUAAUCCUGUGAA
This is a messenger RNA of Suricata suricatta (meerkat), 7373 nucleotides long. It is a transcript of the gene MYH10, whose product is annotated as myosin heavy chain 10. NCBI's taxonomy places the organism in Eukaryota, Metazoa, Chordata, Mammalia, Carnivora, Herpestidae. The transcript has 42 exons. Bases 28 to 6051 code for a protein of 2007 amino acids. Gene Ontology annotation, cellular component: myosin complex. Gene Ontology annotation, molecular function: ATP binding; cytoskeletal motor activity; actin filament binding. The record is from RefSeq and is a predicted model, not a curated record.